AUGCAGGCCAUCCAGCAGAAGUGUCGCCCCAAGCACCAGGUCCUCGUGCUCAAGUGCUACCCUCGCACCAACAAGACCACCAUCGAUGUCAAGCCCAACUCGAGCGAGCUGAGCUACCUGCUCUUCUACCUGAUCUCUCGCAAGACAAAGAUCAACAAGGUCGGCGAGUUCCUCGAGAAAAAGACUGCCAGCGAUGUCUGGCACCAGCGCAUUGGCAAUGUCCAAGUCACACUCCAGAUUCUCGAGGCCUUGAUCGAGAAGAGUCCCAAAGACCUUCCCCUAUUCGCCAGGUUUGUGCUCAAGAUCCUGGACCUGAUCCUGCGGUCGAAUGACAUCACUCUGGUCGAGUCCUCCAUCCCGACCUUCGACGCCUUCUGCGCCAACCACGAUGCCUCGUCCCUCUUUGCCGAUCAAGCCUAUCUACGCCAGUACGAGUCUGUCAUCCAACAGUACGCGUCUCUGGCCUCGACACGAGAGCAACAGGGCAAGAACCAGCCGAGCAAGCCGGUAGCCGUGCGAUGGAGGAAUGCGGGUCUGGAGGCCAUCAAGAGCAUCGCGUCUUCUGACGCCCUGUCCUCUGUGGCUGGGCGGCAACUUGAGGUCAUAGUUCCCAUGAUACUGGAGAACCUGUGGACAGACAACGAGGGCUUCCUGGACGUGUUGUUGCAGCGGGCCAACAUGGAGGAGAAGGUGAACACGGAGCAUUUACUAAAGCGGAGGAACAGCAACGCGACCGUGCGCACCACCGAGACUGGCGGAGACCCGAACCCCAUAGCCCUGUCAGGCACGGCUGGGGAUGUCGAUAAACUGGCUGAGGAGGAGACGGGCGUCCUGGCCAUCCAGUGCCUGAAGCAAAUCUUUGUCGUGCCCAACAGACAGCAAAUGCACACGGCCACCACGGCGUUGCUGAAGUUCAUCGAAGAGCGGGUUCAGCAGGACGAGACGGUCGUCAGGACGAGUAGCGGCCAGGACAGCGGGUGGGCGAUCCACCUGUUCGGACUCGUCUCGCGGUGGGCGCCCAUGCAGGAGCGAUACGUGAUUCUGGUCACUGCUAUGGACACCAUGAUUCGGAUACAGCUCAAGGAGGAGACGUUGCAACAGCAUAUCGUCCUGACGGCGAUGAUCGGGUCCCUGCUCCGCUCGGACGUGAACUUGAUUGGGUUGAGUGUGAUGGAUAUAAUGCUGGGCCUUGUACAACAUAUGAAGAGACUGGUGCAGAUGCCGGGCGACCCACACGGCGGCGCGAGCAAGGAGGUGGUUACGCCGGUGGCGCAGCGCAAAGAGCUGUUGGGGCGCAUACAACAAACGAUGGGUGAUUUGGCAACCCAUGUCUACUACAACGAACAGAUCAUCGACAUGGUGUCUGCUCUUCUGCUUCGGCUGAAGCCAUCUAAGAACGCAACCACCGCGAACUCCACAGCCCAGGGCGAGCAAACAGACACAGACACGAAGGCCUCGGACGACCAGCACUCGGAGUCGCCGUUCUUCCUCACAGUCGCUAAGCUCACCGCUUUGAAGGCAGUGAAGGGCAUCUUGAAGAUUGCGAACCCGAAAGUGAAGAUGAGCGGCAGCAUAAGCUUGUCCAGAUAUCCGGUGCCCAUUGAGAAAUGGGAGGGCACUCAGUGGUUGCUCAGAGACUCAGACGGGGAGGUCCGCAAAGCUUAUGUUGACGCUCUUUUGACCUGGCUGGAUCGAGAGACGAAGAAGACGGACCUGAUUGCGAAAGAUGACUUGCGAUCUGGGUUGCAAGUCGAGCCUGCCUCGCCGACCGAUACUCGACGUGCGCGGUCAGCUGCCUCGUACCGAGAACGACCAUCGAAGAGGUCCAAGAGCAGGUUCCUGCAUCUCCUGCACAUAGCCAUCUACGAUAAUGCCCUCCAGUAUCUGGACUACGAUUCGGACGUUGUCCUCCUGCACGUUCUGCUUACGAAGCUCGUAAACCGCCUGGGAGUCAACGCCGUGCGGUUUGGUCUGCCAAUGGUAUUUCGACUACAGGAAGAUAUCCAGGACGCUGAGACCCCUUUACAGAAGGUACGCCUGGGGAGCUUGUGCCAUGGCUACUUCUGGGUGUUGACGGAGAAGUUCGAUUUUGACGCUUCCUUUGUUGGACGCGCAAUUCAGAACGAGAUUAUUCGACGGAGGACGAAGCAACUCUGGGUUGACGGCAUUCAGGUGCCGGCGCCGCCGUUGGAGAAGAUUGGGAUGCCCGGCGUGGUCACGCAGCAAUCUAAGAUUUCGCAGCAAGAGGCAGAGUCCGAGGCACUCCUACCUUUUGACGACCGCCUGUCGCUUGUUGACUGCAUUUGCACAAGCUACCAGGAGGCCACGCUGUCCCCACCGACCAGCCCUGCUGGAUCACCUGGACGCAGCUUCACUCAGCCGAUUCUUGGCUCGGCUAUGAGCAUGAUAUCCCCGACGGAUAGCGAGAGGGAGAUCCCACCCAGCUUCAAGGAGGCGAUGCUGUUCGAAUGGUCGCGCGAGAUAGCCAUAGCAACGGUCCAGGCCGCAAGCAAGUCGGCCUCGCUCAACGGCUCCCGCACCGGGACGAACGGGACCCACCGCAACCGCCUCGGCCUUAAUGGCGCGCUGGCGAACGGACACAAGGACGGUGGCCAGCACACACCUGCUGGUAGCAACCACGACAUGCGGCCACGCUCCCAGCCCGCGCCGGACGGGGGACGCAACCUUGCGCCCUUGCAGAUGAGGACGCGCAAAACCAGUGUCCGUAGCGGUCUCUCGCGCAACCCUGACGGGGUUUCGACCCCAGAGGAGAACACUACAUCCGUCAGCCAGAUGAAGAAGAUCCUGUCUGGUGAAAUGCCUGCUCCACCCCUCACGGCCGGCGCACGCGACGUCAGCAGCAGCGAAGACAGCCUUGUUAGCUACGACAUGUCGACCUCCGAGAUGUCGUUCAACCCACCACCUGCCACCGCACAAUCGCAAGGUGGCCAGACUGACGGCUCCUCACCGGCCCAUACGCGAUCGCGGUCCAUGUCUCGCGAGCGCAAGGGCUCGGAUGGUGCAUCCCUGGGCCCUCUGAACUCCAAUCCCCCGAGUGAGUCCGGACCGAUUCUUGACGAAGAGGAAGACUCUGAAGGCGUCCCGCCCGUGCCGCCGUUGCCCUCCGACUUCGCGGGAGCCGCGCACCCUGCGCCGCAGACCGCAACGAAGGACUACGCGACGUCGCUUGAGUUCGGCGCGCCGCACGUCCUGCCACCCUUGAAGGCCCCGAAGCAGCGGAGCAUCAAGAGCAGGGGCGGGGACACGGUCCGGUCAUCGACGUGGAGUAGCAUCCACUCGCCGGAUGAGCCCCUGCCGACAAUGGACUUACAGUCGCUGCUCAAGGGCAUCGAUUCACGUGUUGGUGAGGGGACCCUUGGGAACAUCACCAGGCCGCCUUACUAG
Messenger RNA from Diaporthe amygdali, 3405 nucleotides. RefSeq names its product protein efr3. Gene Ontology annotation, biological process: protein localization to plasma membrane. Lineage: Eukaryota; Fungi; Ascomycota; Sordariomycetes; Diaporthales; Diaporthaceae. The transcript is spliced from 2 exons. Gene Ontology annotation, cellular component: plasma membrane. The record is from RefSeq and is a predicted model, not a curated record. The coding region runs from base 1 to 3405 and encodes 1134 amino acids.